Molecule: messenger RNA, 2468 nt
Organism: Mus pahari (shrew mouse)
Lineage: Eukaryota; Metazoa; Chordata; Mammalia; Rodentia; Muridae
Gene: Cbs
Product: cystathionine-beta-synthase
Exons: 17
Coding region: 284-1969 (561 amino acids)
Cellular component (GO): cytoplasm
Molecular function (GO): cysteine synthase activity; cystathionine beta-synthase activity
Source: RefSeq, a predicted model, not a curated record
CCGCCCCCCGUCGCCGGGCCAAUCGCCUAAGCCUGUUGUGUGUGGCUGGGUCGGUUCUAGACCGGCCACCCUUCCCCGGGUUCCCAUCUGAGCUGUGAUCCUGUCCGUGCGUGCUCUCCAUCCUAGCCCAGGCCGAGCCGUUUUCCCGCGUCUGAGUCUAGCUGGAACCUGCUCCUUUUCUCCCAUCCUUGCUGAGUUUGUUCGAGUGGAGCCAACACUCCCAGAGGGGACUCAAGAGCCAACUACUUAACGACAGGUCCCUGCUCCCUCUGAAAAUCCCAGCAUGCCUUCAGGGACAUCCCAGUGUGAAGAUGGCUCUGCUGGGGGCUCCCAGCACUUGGACACGCACUCAGAAAAGAGACAACUGGAGAAGGGCCCCUCAGGGGACAAGGAGCGAGUCUGGAUCCGGCCUGAUACCCCGAGCAGAUGUACUUGGCAGCUGGGCAGGGCCAUGGCGGACUCCCCACAUCAUCACACAGUGCUGACCAAAUCCCCCAAAAUUUUGCCAGAUAUUCUGAGGAAAAUUGGGAACACCCCUAUGGUCAGAAUCAACAAGAUCUCAAAGAACGCUGGACUCAAGUGUGAGCUGUUGGCCAAGUGUGAGUUCUUCAAUGCGGGUGGGAGUGUGAAGGACCGCAUCAGCCUUCGGAUGAUCGAAGAUGCUGAGCGAGCUGGAACCUUGAAGCCUGGAGACACGAUCAUUGAGCCAACUUCUGGCAACACAGGGAUCGGGCUGGCUCUGGCUGCUGCGGUGAAGGGCUAUCGCUGCAUUAUCGUGAUGCCGGAGAAGAUGAGUAUGGAGAAGGUGGAUGUGCUGCGGGCUCUGGGAGUCGAGAUUGUGAGGACGCCCACCAACGCCAGAUUUGAUUCCCCCGAGUCCCACGUGGGAGUGGCGUGGCGACUGAAGAACGAAAUCCCCAAUUCUCACAUUCUAGACCAGUACCGCAAUGCCAGCAACCCCUUGGCACACUACGAUGACACCGCCGAGGAGAUCCUGCAGCAGUGUGACGGGAAGCUGGAUAUGCUGGUGGCCUCAGCAGGCACGGGUGGCACCAUCACAGGGAUUGCUAGGAAGCUGAAGGAGAAGUGCCCUGGCUGUAAAAUCAUCGGCGUCGAUCCUGAAGGCUCCAUCCUUGCAGAACCUGAGGAGCUGAACCAGACGGAGCAAACAGCCUAUGAGGUGGAAGGGAUUGGCUAUGACUUCAUCCCGACAGUCCUGGACAGGGCGGUGGUGGAUAAGUGGUUCAAGAGCAACGAUGAAGAUUCCUUCGCCUUCGCGCGCAUGCUCAUUGCACAGGAAGGACUGCUAUGUGGUGGAAGCUCAGGCAGCGCCAUGGCUGUGGCCGUGAAGGCUGCCCAGGAGCUACAGGAAGGACAGCGCUGUGUGGUCAUCCUGCCCGACUCUGUGCGGAACUACAUGUCCAAGUUCCUGAGUGACAAAUGGAUGCUGCAGAAGGGUUUCAUGAAAGAGGAGCUCUCAGUGAAGAGGCCCUGGUGGUGGCAUCUGCGUGUUCAAGAGCUGAGCCUGUCGGCCCCACUGACCGUGUUGCCCACGGUCACUUGUGAGGACACCAUCGCCAUCCUCCGGGAGAAGGGUUUUGACCAGGCACCUGUGGUCAAUGAGUCUGGGGCCAUCCUAGGGAUGGUGACCCUCGGGAACAUGCUGUCAUCCCUGCUGGCUGGAAAGGUGCAGCCAUCAGAUGAAGUUUGCAAAGUCCUCUACAAGCAGUUCAAACCGAUCCGCCUGACUGACACACUGGGCACGCUCUCCCACAUCCUGGAGAUGGACCACUUUGCCCUGGUGGUCCAUGAGCAGAUCCAAUCACGAGACCAGGCCUGGUCAGGAGUGGUGGGGGGGCCCACAGACCGCAGCAAUGACACGUCCAGCAAGCAGCAGAUGGUGUUUGGGGUUGUCACUGCCAUUGACCUGCUAAACUUCGUGGCAGCCCGUGAGCAGACCCAGACAUAGAGCCAGGACUGGCUUCCAUCCCCCUGCUGGGGCUUCUUGGUUUUCAGACACCUACCAGUUUCCUCACCAAGUCCAGCAGGUCCUCCCAUCCUAACACCCAGCGUGAAUCCUCUAUGCCCAUGUAGCUUACAGGGGCUUUCCUCUGGUGUCACAGAAAUGAGGAAUGUCAGCCAGGAAAGAUGGACACAGACUACAAUAGCGAGUGACAAGACUCAGGGUGCCCAGAAAAGUGUCCUCCCCACAGGGGGGCUCCAGCGUGGGAAAGGGCAAACCUUGGACUGAUGCUGUGGGCAUCCUCGGGGGCCUGGCUGGCCCCAUGGGAGUGUGUGGGUUUUAAAUGAAGGUGCGCUCCUGUGACCUGAGACCCACAGCUGUGAAGUGCCUGCACAAAGUGUCACCACCUGGGUCAUGACCCUGCUUAGCAGUUCUUCCUCAUGUCCCCCUCCUUCACUGACAAGCACCUCAAUGGAUCUCCCUAUAAAUGGAAUCAUGUACCUUU